Molecule: messenger RNA, 2708 nt
Organism: Cyprinus carpio (common carp)
Lineage: Eukaryota; Metazoa; Chordata; Actinopteri; Cypriniformes; Cyprinidae
Gene: micall1b.2
Product: MICAL like 1b, duplicate 2
Molecular function (GO): protein binding
Source: RefSeq, a predicted model, not a curated record
GUGUGUUUUGCACAUGCUCAAAGCUGCUCUCUUGUAGUUGUUCACUCAUCCACAGCCUCAAAGGAAAUUCACCUUUUCAGACUUCAGACUCUCAGAAGCAGCGUGUUUGUGUUUAAAUGACUUUGUUUUCAGACGUGUUCGGGUCACGUGUUUCAUGAGAAUAUGAACUCAUCUGCUGGAUUUAUAGUUUUUGGAUCAGUGUUUGUUUGCCGCUGAUGUUUACCGUGACCGCUCCGGACGGACUCGUGAUCGCCAUCAUCAGUCGGUUUGAUCUAAUCUAAUGUUCACCGUUUAACCGGAGCAAGACUGACGGACCGACACUGAAAACAGAUGCGGAUCCCUAACCGGUUGAUUUCUGGCUGUGUGAAAGCAACGGAACUGGGAAACCAACCAGAAACCGAUGAACAGUGACAUGUUUGGUUCAUCCUGAUCGGUGUUUCGUUAUAUUGUGUUCCGGUCUGAAGAGCGCUUCCUCGCGUCACUGAUGCUUCGACCGGAGUGAAUGAAGUACCCUAAAUAAGUGUGCUUUUAUUUCUCGGUCAUGUGUUCACUGAAAGCUAUUCAGGACUGGUGUGGAGAUGUUUGUGAAGGUUACUCUGAUGUUCUCAUCACAGACAUGAGCUCCUCAUUCACAGACGGACUGGCUUUCUGUGCGAUCAUCCACAAACACAGACCCGAUCUACUAGAUUUUCACUCGCUGUCCAAACACAACAUCUACGACAACAUGCGUCUGGCGUUUGACGUUGCGGAGCGUGAGCUGGGAAUUCCUGCUCUUUUAGAUCCGGAUGAGCUGGUGUCUGUGGAGGAGCCGGAUCUACUGUCCAUCCUCACAUAUGUCUCUCAGCUCUACUGUGUCUUCAGAGGAAACUCUCACGUCAGUCAGAAGAUUCCUGUGAACAAUGAAUCCAGCAGCACCAAAACACAAGAACAGACACACACUCUGUUCUCAUCAGAUGUGGUCAGAUCGUCAGAUAAAAGUGUCUGUAGUGUCUGUCACACACGUGUUCAUCUCAUUCAGAGGGUUUUGGUGAAGGGACAACUGUAUCACCGCUCCUGCUUCAGAUGCAGUCGCUGUCGUCGCUCUCUGCUGCCGAUCUCUUUCACAGUGGACAGUGAGACGGGUUCACUGCAGUGCAGUUAUCCCUGCAAACCUGCUUCUGAUCACGACCGGCCCACUGAUCAAUACUCACAGAAUGACACCAGUGAGACAGACAGAGACAGGAGUGAGACGGAAAGAGACAGGAGUGAGACUGAUGGAGACAAGAGUGAGACGGAAAGAGACAGGAGUGAGACUGAUGGAGACAAGAGUGAGAUGGACGGAGACAGGAGUGAGACAGAAAGAGACAGGAGUGAGACGGAUGGAGACAAGAGUGAGACGGAUGGAGACAAGAGUGAGACAGACGGAGACAGGAGUGAGACAGAUGACGACAAAAUUAAUGAUGGACGUCUAUCCACCUCAUUAAAGAAUGACAUACAAGUACCUCCCAAACCUGCUCCCAGAAAGAGGGCGGAGCCUCAGGAACCUCCUUGCCCCACCCCCAGAUCACCAGAUCACCGCCCUGACAACGUGUUGUCUCAGAGCGCUCUCCGUAAGGAACAUCCCUGGAUGAAGCUGGUUGAUCCGGGUCCUUGGUCUCAUCUUCCUUCGGCUCCAUCCUCUCAUUCCCGCCACCGGCACGUGACCUUUAACCCCUUCCUGGAGGACGAGUCCAAGGAUGAAGAGAAAAACUCUUUCAGCUGCGAAACCUCAGUUGCACACAAACCCCAAACCUCAUCUUCAGUUCCCAGCAUGCACCAGGCUGCAGCUCUUGUUCAUGGUUUCCCGCUGAUCAAGAGGAAGGUGAUCACCGACACACGUGUGUCAGAGAAGCAGGUGUGUGAGGAGCAGAAGAAGCUGGAGGAGCGUCUGCUGGAGCUGGAGAGGAGAGGAGUGCAGCUGGAGACUGAGAUGAGGAGAUGCACCAAUGAGAGUCUUCUAGUUGACUGGUUCCUUCUGAUUCAUAUGAAGAACAUGUUAGUGCGCAGAGACACAGAGCUGGUGUACAUGGUGAAGCAGCAGCGUCUGGAGGAUCAACAGGCUGAUGUGGAGUUUGAGAUCAGACGCCUCUUUAACAAACCAGAGCAGGACUGGAGCUCCGACGACAGACAUCAGGAGCAUCAGCUGAUGUCGAGCCUGCUGUCAAUCAUCCAGCAGAGGAAUGACAUCAUCAGCAGCCUGGAUGAGGACAGGCAGAGGGAGAAGGAGGAGGACACGACGCUGAACGCUGUGAUCCAGAGGAUGGAGUUCCUGACACAGACGGACAAACAGCGGGACAAAUGCAGCAGGAGCUUUAAACGCCUUCAGAUGUUCAAAAAGUCCAGCUGUAAGACUGAAAACACCGGCAGAAGAAAGAAGAAAAACAGCUGAAGAACAGAAAGAGCCGGUUUAUGAAAUAAUGUCCAAAAAUGGAAAAUAAAAACAUCCAUCAGGACAAACUGAACUGUUUAUUUAAAAGUUAAUAAGCAUGUAGCAUGGCCAUAUCUGAUCAGUUUUUAUCAUUUCUAUCUACUAUUUUCUUCAUGUUUAUACUUAUUUAUUCGUGACAUCAUGUGUUUUUGUUUUUAAGCUAAGAUGUCUUGAGCAUUAGUUAUUGCACGCUUCAAACCAUGAUCUCAUCAUUGCCAGCCCUCCAGCUAAGCAACAUCUCUUCCUGUUGUCUCUACUAGUG